AUGGCAUUUACUCUGGGACCACCAAAUUCAUCGAAUGAUUCCGAUGAUUAUAUUUCAUCAUUAACAACAUCAUCUGAUCGAUCUGAUGAACAACAAAAUUUUACAAUCUCUGAUCAUGCAUCACGUACUGUAUCGAAAAUUUCAUCCUAUCUUCGACAAGGAUUUUUAUGUGAUGUUGUUUUUGUUUGUGGUAAUGGACAUGUGAAACAAAGAAUUAAUGCUCAUCGUCUUGUUAUUGCAACUUUAUCGGAUUAUUUUCGUGCGAUGUUUGAUAGUAAUAUGAUUGAAACAAAACAACGUGAAAUUAUUAUUAAUGAUAUUGAUCCAGAUGCACUUGAAAAACUGAUAUUAUAUGCAUAUGAAGGUCGGCUAGAACUUCAGCAAGAUAAUGUUACUAAUGUGCUUAUUGCUGCACAUAUGUUUAAUAUAACUGAAAUAAUUGAAGCUUGUUGUAAGUACAUUGAAAAACAGCUUCAUUCGUCCAAUUGUCUUGGAAUCUAUAAAUUUGCUCUUCAACAUGAUUUAAAUGAAUUAAAACAAACAGCUUGGAAUUAUAUUCUUGAACAUUUUACAAAUGUUAUUCAAAAUAAUCAUGAAUUUCUCGAAUUAUCUUUUGAUGAUAUUAAACAACUGUUAGGAUCUAAUGAUAUUAAUGUACAAUCAGAAGAAACUGUUUUCGAAGCUUUUGUAUCUUGGAUUGAUCAUGAUCGAAAACGAGAAACUGAUCGUUUAUCACAAUUAUUUGGUUUAAUUAAACUACCUUUACUUGAUAAAAAAUAUUUAACAGAUCAUGUUGAUACAGAUUCAAGAUUUAAGAAUGAUACUUCAUGUCAGAUGCUUAUUAUUGAAACAAUGCGUUAUCAUUUAGCACCAGAAAAACGUUCAUCUAUGCAAUCAAUACGAACUAAACCAAGAAAAGCAACAUUAGGUGCUCUAUAUUGUCUUGGUGGAAUGGAUAGUGCCAAAGGUCCACAAACGAUUGAACGAUAUGAUUUUCGAACUCGUUCAUGGCAGCUGAAUGGCCAUUUGAAUACACGUCGUUGGCAGUUUGCUUGUGUUAUCUUAGAUAAAAAAUUAUAUGUAUGUGGAGGACGAGAUGGUCUUAAAACAUUGAAUAGUAUAGAAAUAUUUGAUUUUCAAAAGAAAACAUGGAAUGUUGGACCUCCAAUGCUUACAAAUCGUCAUGGUUUAGGUGUUGGAUGUAUUGGUGGACCAUUAUAUGCUAUUGGUGGUCAUGAUGGUUGGAGUUUUCUCAAUACAGUUGAACGUUUUGAUCCAGAAACUUGUGUAUGGUCAUAUGUUGCAUCAAUGACUAAUGCACGAUGUACACUUGGUGUUACUGUACUUGAAAAUCGGGUUUAUGCAGUUGGAGGUCGAGAUGGUGCUGCUGGUCUUCGUGAAACAGAAUCUUAUGAUCCACAUACAAAUCGUUGGUCACCAUGUGCACCAAUGCAGAAGCGUCGUGGAGGUGUAGCAGUAGCUGCUUGUAAUGGAUUUUUAUUUGCAAUAGGUGGUCAUGAAUCAUCUGCUACAAAUAAAUGUGCUGUUCGACAUGAUGAUGGUGAACGAUAUGAUCCAAGAUGUGAUCAAUGGACAUUAAUUACUUCAUUAAAUCGACCUAAAGAAGCGUUAGCAAUUGCUGCUGUUAGUGAUAAAUUAUAUAUUGUUGGUGGUUUUGAUGGAAAAGUACUUGAUGAAGUUGAAAAAUAUAAUCCUGAAUUAGAUAAAUGGACAAAAUGUCCACCAUUAGGAACUAAAAGAGCCGGUGCUUGUCUUAUUCAUGUUCCAAAUUCUAUUCAUCAAACAUCAUCACCCACAUCACCAUCGCCAUCAUCAUUUUCAUCAAUAUCUUUGCUUACUACAAGUUCUUAUACUUUACCAUCAUCUACGUCAUUAAUCAAACGUAACAAAGAUGUCUCAGCUAGUUGUCAUCAAUUGAAUCGACUUAUUUUCUCAUAA
Molecule: messenger RNA, 1959 nt
Organism: Adineta steineri
Lineage: Eukaryota; Metazoa; Rotifera; Eurotatoria; Adinetida; Adinetidae
Source: the annotation of a GenBank genome assembly